This is a messenger RNA of Vanrija pseudolonga, 1557 nucleotides long. RefSeq names its product putative transporter MCH2 (gene MCH2). Gene Ontology annotation, cellular component: membrane. Gene Ontology annotation, biological process: transmembrane transport. Lineage: Eukaryota; Fungi; Basidiomycota; Tremellomycetes; Trichosporonales; Trichosporonaceae. The record is from RefSeq and is a predicted model, not a curated record. The transcript has 5 exons. The coding region runs from base 42 to 1475 and encodes 477 amino acids. Gene Ontology annotation, molecular function: transmembrane transporter activity.
UAGGUAGCACGCUGCGCCGUGCACGACACGACGCGCACACAAUGCGGAAGCCCUCCGCUGAGGACCUCGAGCUCGGCACGCGCUCGGGCUCGGGCACGACCUCGACGCCAGACCAAACAACAUUAAAUGCCGGCUCUUCGUCUGUCGACAACAACGAGAACGAGAAGGAGAAGUACCCCACCACGAUGACAGCGGACGAGGAGGCCGGCGGCGCGCGCACCGACGAAGCGGCGGACGAGAUCGAGCUCCCGAACGGAGGAUACGGCUGGGUCGUCGUCCUCUGCGUGCUGGGCGUGAACGCGUGUACUUGGGGCGUGAACACCACAUACGGCGUCUACUCGUCCUACUUCCUCCAGCACAACUACUACGCGGCCACACAGCUCGACUACGCGUGGGUCGGCGGCCUGUCCGCCGCGAUCGCGGUCGCGAUGGGGCCCUUGGCCAACUUCUUCGUGCGCAAGUUCGGCUUCAAGGCGCCAAUGUACUUCGGAUCAGUCAUGGUCGGCCUCGGACAGUGCUGUGCGGGCGUCGCAAAGUCCUUUGGCGGCUUCCUCGCGUGCCAGGGCAUCGUGUUUGGUAUCGGGCUGGGCAUGCUCCUCGUCCCGUCCCAGCCGCUCGUCGCGCACUGGUUCGACAAGCGCCUCGCGUUCGCGCAGGGCAUCGCACAGGCCGGCUCGGGCGUCGGCGGCGUCAUCUGGGCCAACACGACCCCGCUGCUCCUCCAGCGCGUGGGCGUGAAGCUCACGUUAGUGAUCAACGGCGUGAUCACUAUGGUCAUCCUCCUCAUCGCCACUUUCUUCAUCAAGGGGCGCCACACGGCCGUCGGGGCCAAGAGCGCCAGCUUCCAUGUCUCGCUCGUGUGGACAAACUUUGGCUUUGCGUGGUUCCUCGUCUGGGGCGCUUUGACCAUCAUGGCUUACUUUAUCGCAAUCUACACCCUCGCCUCGUACUGCACCGACGGCCUGGGUCUGACGCAGAAACAGGGCGGCGCGGUCAUGUCGAUCCUCGCUGCCGGCCAGAUUGUCGGACGACCAGUGUGGGGAUACGCGCUCGACCGGGGAGGCCGCGUUAACAUGGUCAUUGUGAGCUACCUCAUCUGCGGCGUGGCCACGCUCGCCAUCUGGAUGCCAGGGAGGAGCUUUGGCCUCAUGGCCCUGUUCGGCCUGCUGCACGGUUUGACGGGCGGCACGAUCCACUCAGCCGCCACGCCGGUCCUCACCAGCAUUGUGGGGCUACAGGACCUCGGCUCGGCGCUGGCCAUCUACUGGGUCGACUUGUCUGUCCCCUCGCUCGUCAGCCAGGUCCUCGCUAUCCUGCUCGUCAACUACUCGCGCAACCACCUCGGCAAGACCGGCGCCGACGCGUACACCAUCAGUAUUGGGUUCUGCGGCGCGCUCACCUUUGCCGGGGCGUUCGCGCUGUACGGAUCCAAGCGAUAUCUCCAGGGUGAUUUCAAGGUCUUGAAGAAGUCGUAGAGGGAGGUGUCUUGGCAUUGUACAACAUCACGGAAAGCAGCAACACGGACGGGUGUACUCUAAAUGUAUGCAUCUCUUGCUA